Molecule: messenger RNA, 4744 nt
Organism: Brienomyrus brachyistius
Lineage: Eukaryota; Metazoa; Chordata; Actinopteri; Osteoglossiformes; Mormyridae
Gene: cux2b
Product: cut-like homeobox 2b
Biological process (GO): regulation of DNA-templated transcription
Molecular function (GO): DNA-binding transcription factor activity, RNA polymerase II-specific; DNA binding
Source: RefSeq, a predicted model, not a curated record
AAAACAGUGCACGUUUGUUAUUGAUAUAGUUGUCCGUUUCACAUUAACAGGCAGUAAUGAAGAUGGCCGCCGAUGUGGGAUCGAUGUUUCAAUAUUGGAAGAAAUUUGAUCUGCGACGGCUUCAGAGGGAGCUGGACUCAGUGGCUUCGGAGCUGGCUGGCCGACAGGAGGAGAGUGACCAUUCCCAUAAGCUCCUGGUGGAGCUGAGCCGGGAGUUCAGGAGAAAUGUCCCUGAGGAGGUACGGGAGAUGGUGAGCCCCGUGCUGAAGAGCUUCCAGGCCCAGGUGGUAGCACUUAAUAAGCGGAGCAAAGAGGCAGAGUCAGCCUUCCUUGGAGUCUACAAACAGCUGAUUGAAGCCCCAGAUCCCGCCCUCCUGCUAGAGGCCACUCACACCCUGGAGGAGAAGCUGCACUCGCUGCAGAGCUCCGGUGCCACUGCCCACCCGCUACUUCGGGAGCUCAGCAGGCACCGCAAAGGUCACCUAGAGGCCCCCACCAAGACAGGCAACACGGAGGACGGCCCAGUGGCAGGGGGGGCUCUACCCCCCAAGAGACACAGCAGCAGCCCCCACAGUGGCACAGUGUCACUCCUACAGGGGAACACUGAUGGCAGUCCCAGCACUCUGGCUGUCAGGCUCAGGGACGCAGAAGACCGGACCCAGAUGCUUCGAGCAGCGCUCAGCAGCACGCAGACAGAGCUGCUGGACCUGCAGUGUAAAUACGAUGAGGAGAUGGCGUCCAAGGCCAAGGAAAUCGGUCGGGUCAUGACCAACCUGGAAAAGGCCAAUCAGAGAGCAGAGGCAGCACAGAGGGAGGUAGACAGGCUGCGGGAACAGCUGGCUGGAGUCAGCAGCGACUCCCCUAGGCAGGGACGCCUGACAGAGGCAGUAAACACACCCUCCCAGGAGAACAAGCUAUCAGGCAGCUCUCAGCCCAACCUGGAGACCACCCUGGUCGCCAAGGACCGGGAGAUCCUCCGCCUGCUGGAGAACGUCCAGCGACUCCAGUUCACGCUUCAGGAAGUGCAGGAGGCCUCAGCCACUCGCAUCGCAGAGCUGGAGCGCCAGCUGGCCUAUAAGGUGCAGGCUGUUGAGAAACUAGAGGCCAGGCUGCAGUCCCAGGCGGAUUAUGAUGAGAUUAAGACUGAGCUCAGCAUCCUGAAGACGAUGAAACUGGCCUCCGCUAAUGGCAGCUCAUCACAGGCAGCAGAUGGUUUCCUGCUGGAGAAGGAGGCCUUCCUGUCCUCUCAGAAAUACCUCUUGGAGAAGCCACAGGGUGCUCCCAGCAGUGGUCUGCGUGCCCUCAGCGAUGAGGAAUCUUUGGAGGCCAGCCAGUCCAUGGGGUCGGACUCUCCCCCCCAGCGGCUAUCGCGCGUGGAGAGCCAGUGCUCGUCGAGUCCUGGGCAGCCGGGCCAGUCCAUGGGGUCGGAUUCUGCCCCCCAGCGGCUAUCGCAUGUGGAGAGCCAGUGCUCGUCGAGUCCUGGGCAGCCGGGCUCAGUAGGUCAAGAGCUUCCGCAGCCCUUUUCUACCUCCCCCUUCCUCGGCGAGCCCCUCCUGCAGAGGCAGCUCCUCUCACCGCACUUCAAGCGGGACCCUGGCGCCCUGGCGGUGUUCCCCACGGCCCUGUACACAGCCAAGGUGGCGCUACUAUCUGCCAGACAGGGCCCACCGUCAGGGGGCGGGGAGGUUGGUGGGGUCAGCGACCAGUCGGAGAGCAGCGGCUGCAGCGCCGGAGAUGAGGAGCAGCUGGACACGGCGGAGAUCGCCUUCCAGGUGAAGGAGCAGCUGCUGAAGCACAACAUCGGCCAGCGUGUAUUCGGUCACUACGUGCUGGGCCUGUCGCAAGGCUCCGUCAGCGAGAUCCUGGCUCGGCCCAAGCCCUGGCGCAAGCUCACCGUCAAGGGCAAGGAGCCCUUCAUCAAGAUGAAGCAGUUCCUGUCCGACGAGCAGAACAUCCUGGCCCUGAGGACCAUCCAGGUCCGUCAGCGCGGGAGCAUAACUCCACGCAUCCGAACUCCAGAAACUGGGUCAGAUGACGCUAUUAAGAGCAUCUUGGAGCAGGCCAAGAAGGAGAUCCAGUCCCAGAGAGGAGGUGAAGGCAGACCUUCUCCGAGCAGCUCGUCCUCCAGGACCUGCGACGGCAGCGGCUCAGAUGCUACCAUCAGGAGCAUCCUGGAACAGGCGCGGCGGGAGAUGCGGGCGCAGCAGCAGGCGCUGAUGGAGAUGGAGGCGAGUGAACGUGGCAAGGCUGACGUGGGUGGGGUCCAGGCUGAACGCCCCCCCCUCAUCAACCCGCCACAGGCGCCACCGCCACCUACCUUCAUCAAGCAGGAGGACGGGGGCAGCGAGCCCGUAAGUGUAGCUGGGCCCCCGCUGAACGUGCUCUCCCCCGCCGCCUUCGUGCAGAAUAUCAUCCGCCAGGUGAAGUCUGAGAUCGGCGAGGCUGGAACCUACUUUGAGCAGCACUGGUCGGCCGAGCGGGGUGGAGCCUCGGGGCCGGUGCCGGGGGGGGACAGACACCCACGGCUGCUCGGCUCUGCCUCUUCCCCUGGCCGCUCCCCACCGUCCUUAGCCCCCUCUACUCCAUCCCGCCCCUGGCCCCGCCCGGCGAGCGCCGAAGGUCAGGUGGUCAGCGAGGACGGGGCGGGCCAGCCAAUGGAAGUGAAGGUGGAGGCGAAGUCGGAGGCGGAGACCUCAUGCGGGGGGGAGGCAGCGGCGGCUGGCCGGCUCUCCUACUACCCGCCAUAUGUACCCCGUGCCCUCAAGCCCACGGUACCUCCACUCACGCCCGAGCAGUAUGAGACGUACAUGUACCGUGAGGUGGAUACCAUCGAGCUCACCCGGCAGGUCAAGGAGAAGCUGGCCAAGAACGGCAUCUGUCAGCGGAUCUUCGGGGAGAAGGUGCUGGGCCUGUCCCAGGGCAGCGUGAGCGACAUGCUGUCCCGCCCCAAGCCCUGGAGCAAACUGACCCAGAAGGGCAGGGAGCCGUUCAUCCGCAUGCAGCUCUGGUUGGUAGAGCAGCUUGUCCAGACGCAGAACCCGACGUGCAGCAAGGGAGCCUCGCUGGAGAGGAGCCCCCUGCUAGCCCAGCCGUCGCCCUCCCCACCCCCGAGCCCAAUGGAGAGCCAGCCCAGCCCACAGGGAGAGCCGGAGAGCCCGCGUCUAGACGGAACUAAGGAGAACCAGCAGCCCGGAGCCCUCAGCCCCUCGCCGGACCUGCUGGAGGCGAAGGCGUCACCUGUCCUGACUCCCCUGCUCCCCCAGCACGCCUCGCUGGCCAUCCAGGAGCUGGUGGCCAUGUCCCCUGAACUGGACACCUACUGCAUCACCAAGAAGGUUAAGGAAGUGCUCACAGACAACAAUCUGGGGCAGCGCCUCUUCGGCGAGAGCGUCCUGGGCCUGACACAGGGCUCCGUGUCGGACCUCCUCUCCCGGCCCAAACCCUGGCACAAGCUGAGUCUGAAGGGCCGUGAGCCCUUUGUGCGCAUGCAGCUGUGGCUGAGUGACCCGCACAGCGUGACCCGGCUGCGGGACAUGAAGAAGGUGGAGAAGAAAGCCUACCUGAAGCGGCGGUACGGCCUGCUGAGCAGCGCCGGAUCAGACAGCGACUCUGCGGGGGCGCGGUCUGACUGUGCCAGCCCCACCCCCUCUGGCGAGCCCUGCCCCUUCAGCCAGCCCAAGAAGCCACGUGUGGUGCUGGCGGCCAGGGAGAAGGAGUCCCUGAGGAGGGCCUAUUUGCUGGAGCCGUACCCCUCACAGCACACCAUUGAUGCACUGGCCAGCCAGCUCAACCUCAAGACCAACACCGUCAUCAACUGGUUUCAUAACUACAGGUCCCGGAUGCGGCGGGAGGUCCUAACAGAUGGCCUCCAGGAAAAUGACGUGGAGGCGGAGCCUGCUCGUUAUGCCACUCCCCCUCUGCAGAGCCCCACCUCAGAUCUGGAGGCCGGGAAUCAGCACACUGACCACGUUGCAGCAAGACACAGCCGCCUGCCGAAUGGUACCCAGAAGCCUACUGGUGUCAAGCAGGAUGUCUCCGAGGUGGAGGAUGAGGAAGAAGAGAGUGCAGCAAAGCGGAGGUCCAGGAAGCAUCAGCAUCCAGCCACCGAGGCGAUGCUGGAAAGGGUGCCACUGUACAAGCACCGGUGUGCCGCAGACCUCAGGGACAAUGGGACCCCCACCUCAGGCUCCCCGCUCCCCGGGGGCCUCCAGAGGGUCACCCAGCAGGAGGGCGAGGACAGUGACACACCGACCAUCGACCCGGUCAGCUUCAGAGGCUCCUCAGAACCCGCCCGUAGCAGCCUGGUGGUGUCGCUGAACUCGCCCUCCGCCGCCUCCUCGCCAGGCCUCAUGCUGUCCGUGUCCCCUGUCCCCUCAUGCUCCGCACCAAUCUCCCCAUCCCCCCCCAUCCCCGUUGGGCCAAGCCCUGGCCCCAUGGCCCCCUCACAGAAUACCAAGCUCAGCCAGAGCACGCAGAGGCGCAAUGAGAAGAUGGCCAACCUAGACAACAUCAUCCACCGGCUGGAGCGAGCUGCCAACCGUGAGGAGAUCCUGGAGUGGGAGUUCUGAAGCACAGCCUCGACGCAGGAGUGACAAGCCAUGAUGGACAUGCAGGACUCCGGAAGGAGCUGUGCAAGGAGGGGUGGGGUGGGUGAGCUGCUGCGGUACCUCUCCAUGCCAGGUGGGGGUGCGUAGCUUCUCUCAUCAAACUGCUGCCUCCCACUCCAGCCAGACCCCCCCCCCCC